AGAUUUAAAUUUCCGUAUUACAUCCAACCAACAAUUCCAUGCCGAGGUACACUCUCUCUGGACUGCAGGACUUGUCCUGGACGCUCUCUAGUCUUCCCUCAAGGUCUGUCAAGGAGACUCUGAAUAAGAGACUAAGAGGCGUCCAAUAGUCAGCGACAUCCUUGCAAGAUACGGGCUGGUAUCCCGCUGUACCAAUAAAGGGGCUUUCUGUUUCUCUCUUUAUUGAUGAUCCAAAUCAGUUCAACCUACGCUUUUCUCGGGGAAGAAGCAUUUCCCUACCAUUUUGGGAAUUGCGGCGUAUAUCUCUUGUUCCGAACCAGUUUAAGAUGGCUCUCGUGAGACAUCCCCUUGAACAUGGCUGGACUUUCAGGCAAAGCGACAGCGCCGCGACUGGUGACUGGCUCCCAGUGAAGAAAGUUCCAACUCAGGUUCAUAUGGAUCUGAUUGCCAAUAAUAAGAUUCCGGACCCAUUCAUUGACUUGAAUGAACUCGCUGCGCGGUGGGUUGAUGAGAAGGAUUGGAGCUACAGAGUUCAAUUCAAGAAGCCAGUUGGACCUUCGGUCCCUGGUGCUAUUACCACCGAUAUUGUCUUCGAGGGUCUGGAUACGUUUGCAACAGUUCUGCUGAAUGGCAAACAGAUUCUAAAGUCAGAUAACAUGUUCUUGGCUCAUCGGGUGAACAUUUCAAACCUUCUCGAAAAUGACAACGUCCUCGAAAUCAAGUUUGACUCUGCCUUUUUGAAAGGACGAGAGUUGGUAAAAGAGCACGAACAAGAGCACACUUUUUACGUUCGUCAGACAGAUAUCGGUCGAGUUCCAACUAGGAAAGCCCAAUACAACUGGGGAUGGGAUUGGGGUCCAAUUUUGAUGACGGCUGGGCCCUGGAGACCUGUUUAUCUUGAACAAUAUGUUUCGAGAAUUGACGACGUCUGGAUCCACUUCGAAGUCGAUAAGGACUUGAAGACAGCUUCUGGCCAGAUCUUUGCCAAAAUCGCUGGUGUGAAUUCCAAGUCGGUCGCUCUCACAUUAUCCCUUGGGGGAACUAUUAUCUGGGAGAAUGAGGCUGCAGUUGAUAACAACGGCCUGGCCAAAGCAGACUUUCAGAUCGAAAAUCCAGAGUUAUGGUACCCGCAUGGUUACGGGUCGCAGACUCUUUACGAAUUGAAAGCGACUCUAACCUCAGCCGACGAAAAAUCCAAACUCAUCGGCUUUCGGCGAGUCGAACUCAUUCAAGAAAAGGAUGAAUUUGGCAAGUCUUUCUAUUUCCGCAUCAACCAGAUAGAUAUCUUCUCUGGUGGAUCUUGCUGGAUCCCUGCCGAUAGCUUGCUCUCUCAGAUACCCACCCAACGGUACCACGACUGGAUGAGACUCAUGGUUGAAGGCAAUCAGAUAAUGCUGAGAAUAUGGGGCGGUGGCAUUUAUGAGGAUGAUGCCCUAUUCGACGCUUGCGAUAAACUAGGAGUCCUCGUUUGGCAUGACUUCCAAUUCGCAUGUGCAAGCUACCCGACUUAUCCCUCCUACUUAGAGUCCGUUGAGCAAGAAGCAAGACAAAACCUGCGCCGGUUGAGAUCUCACCCGUCCCUAGUCAUAUGGGCAGGAAAUAAUGAGGAUUACCAAGUCCAGGAGCGAUAUCAUCUUCAUUACGAUUAUGAUGGGGAUAAAGAUCCCCAGUCGUGGUUGAAGUCGACCUUCCCGGCUAGGUAUACUUAUGAGUACUUGCUACCAAAGAUUGUCAAGGAGGAGGAUCCCUUCAUGGUGUACCACCCCAGUAGUCCAUGGGGAGACGGAAAGCGUACCACGGACAAGACAGUUGGAGAUAUCCAUCAAUGGAACAUAUGGCAUGGAAGGAUGAACAGAUACCAGGAGACCCAUAUACUGUCUGGCCGCUUUAUCAGCGAGUUUGGGAUGGAAUCCUACCCACAUCUUGAAACAAUCCGCAAUAUGAUUCAAGACCCACAACAACAACAUCCGGGUUCUAUGAUGAUGGACUUCCGCAACAAAGCCAUCGACCAUGAGCGCCGUAUGAUUACCUAUGUCGCAGAGAACUUCCAAGUGAAGUAUGAUCUACCUUCAUACACGCACCUCACGCAAAUUGUGCAAGCAGAGACAAUGCACUUUGCUUACAAGACAUGGCGCCGGGAAUGGGGUACACCAGGGUCACGUAAAUGUGGGGGUAUUUUGGUGUGGCAGUUGAAUGACUGCUGGCCGACGAUGAGUUGGGCUGUGGUCGACUACUAUCUCGUCAAAAAGCCCUCAUUCUAUGCCAUCGCAAACGCCCUGAAGCCCCUGGCGGUGGGCAUAUCGCAACCGUAUCACAAUUGGACGGAAGGACACGCGGACCCUACACUACCAGCUAGGGACACGAAAUUCGAUCUGUGGAUCGCAAGUAGUCGAUUAGACGCCGUUCAAGUAGAGAUAACAGUGCGCUUUAUUUCGAUCCGAACGGGCCAAGAUGUACAUCCCGCGCUGAAGCUGGGUGAUGUCAAGGUGCUGCCGAAUAGCACGACGGAAGUCCUGAAAGAUCAUCAUCUCCCAGUAACAAACCCGCAGUUCAAUGACACGACUCGGCCUUUCGACCUAACGAAAUAUGAUCCGUAUGUCAUCCACGCCACCAUCAAAGACGGCGACCAGGUCGUCUCAAUUGAUUCUGCCUGGCCGCAGCCACUGAAGUACCUGGAUUUCUCCAACCGGAAUGUAACCUUCAAGGCCACAUCCUCUGACCAACUAUCUAUAUCCGCGGCUCGUCCCGUGAAGGGAUUUGUCUUCGAGGAGACUCGUGCGAUAAAACUGAGCGACAACGGCUUUGACCUCGUUCCAGGAGAAGAAAAGGUAGUGACGGUGACAGGCGCAAGCCUGGACUCCCUACGCUACACUUACAUCGGUGCUCCAGAAGGGUCUUUAAAAGUGACGGUGUCUACCCCUGAAGGGCUACUAUCAAAAGCUAGGCUCUGAUGACACUACUAUAAGGACUUGAGCUUGUCAUGACUCAACUCAUUAAUACUAUUCCCACCUUCAAGCUAUCAUUGCUGAAAUAUUGACAUAAGGGGUUGAAAAUCGAGUCGUGAAAGAAGCAAUCCCCGGGUAUGGUACAUGGCAGCUUGAAAGCAUUUUGUCCAUAAACAAAUUUUACCCAAUCGUAUAUAAUGUGAGUUCAUGCAUAACAUCUUCCCCAAAGUACACAUUUCGUCAUGUCUGUCGCCUAUUAGGUAUGGGCUAGAUGUGUCGAUACGAUGAUUUAACCUUUACCACUUCGUGGUUGAACGAUUCAGCCGAAACAUGCACGUAGGUAUUCGAAAACUGAACC
Molecule: messenger RNA, 3303 nt
Organism: Annulohypoxylon truncatum
Lineage: Eukaryota; Fungi; Ascomycota; Sordariomycetes; Xylariales; Hypoxylaceae
Product: glycoside hydrolase family 2 protein
Exons: 4
Coding region: 327-2951 (874 amino acids)
Biological process (GO): carbohydrate metabolic process; glycoprotein catabolic process
Molecular function (GO): beta-mannosidase activity
Source: RefSeq, a predicted model, not a curated record